AUGCAAGCAUACGUUGACAUUUUCAAGGCAGCUGCGUGGGAGCUGGGCCAGCCCCGCAGCACCCACGCGGGUGCCGUCCUUGAAAACGCUCUGAUAAACCGGGUCUCGGGCUUUGAUCUCGCAUUCCUUGCUGUUCUCUCUCCUGCGCAGUGGAAUGAAGUCACCAGGUACUUCCGAGCUGGCAUGCCCCUCCGGAAGCACAGGCAGCACCUCCGGAGGCACGGGAGCUGCUUCACCGCGGCAGAAGCUGCAGACUGGCUGCACCAGGUCCUGAGGGAUAACAGUAACUUCGGCCCUGAAGUCACAAGGCAGCAAACUGUUCAACUAUUAAGAAAGUUUCUCAAGAACCACAUCAUUGAAGAUAUCAAAGGGAGAUGGGGGUCUGAAAAUUUAGAAGACAAUGGUGUGCUGUACAGAUUUCCUUCGACAUCUCCAGUUAAACCUCUACCAAGCUUAUGUCCACCAAAAGAGAACUUGGAAAACUCUAGAGACAAAGAGAGACCUUUUAAGCUGCCACAUUUAUCCAAGAGAACUUUGAAAAAAAAUGAGUUGCUGAAGUCUCUGGAAAAUUUAGAGAGAACAAACUCAGAUAUAAUAGAGGAAAACAAGGAAGACAAACCACGUAGGAAGGAAAUAAGCCAGGAAUAUGUGCAAGAAACUUGGAGAAAUAUCAUUCUAAUACAUUUGCAGACCAUUUUAGGCCUCCCAUCUUUGGAAGAAGUUUUGCAGCCAACACAGAUAGUUCCUGAGUAUGUCAUAUACAACAUGACUAAUGUCAGCAAACAUGGGGUGGUUAUUUUGCAGAACAAAUCAGAAGACCUCCCUCAUUGGGUGUUGUCAGCCAUGAAAUGCCUGGCUUACUGGCCUCGAAAUAAUGACAUGAGCCAACCAACUUACAGUGGGUUUGAACGGGAUGUGUUCAGAACAGUUGCUGAUUACUUUCUCAAUCUCCCUGAACCAUUGCUUACUUUUGAGUACUAUGAACUUUUUGUUAAUAUUUUAGAUCUCCUUCAGCCUCACUUAGAAAGAAUUGCUGUGGAAGCCCUGCAGAUCUGUUGCCUGCUGCUGCCACCGCCCAAUCGCAGGAAGAUCCAGCUCCUGAUGCGCAUGAUCUCCCGGAUCAGUGAAAACGUGGACAUGCCCCGACUGCACCAGGAGAUGGGAACACGCUCUUUGAUGAUCCAGACCUUUUCCCGCUGUGUGAUGUGCUGUGCAGAAGAAGUAGAUCUUGAUGAGCUGCUUUCUACACGACUGAUUUCGUUUCUCAUGGACCAUCAACAAGAAAUAUUUAAAGUCCCAACCUACCUGCAGGUUGCAGUGCAAGAUCACAUAGAGUACAUGAAGGUGGCUGAGUGCAAAUAUCCAAAGGAAGACAUGUGUGCCAUAUUGCCAACCUAUUCCUACUGCAAGCAAAUAACUCCUCAGGAGUUUGAAGAGCAAAAGGUUUCUACCUCUCAAGCUGCUGUGGCAGAGCUCUUGGAGAACAUUAUCAAAGAUAAAAACUUGUCUGUGAAAGACAAGAAGAAGAAGUUAAAACAGUUUCAGAAGGAGUACCCUCUGAUCUACCAGAACAGAUUUCCAACCACAGAAAAUGAAGCAAUGCUAUUGGAGAACAAACCUACCAUCAAACAACCCAUGCUGAGCUUAAGAAAGCCAAGACUUCGCAGCCUGAGAUACUGA
Chaetura pelagica (chimney swift) is the source of this 1680-nucleotide messenger RNA. RefSeq names its product DEP domain containing 1 (gene DEPDC1). The record is from RefSeq and is a predicted model, not a curated record. Gene Ontology annotation, biological process: intracellular signal transduction. Gene Ontology annotation, cellular component: nucleus; transcription repressor complex. The transcript is spliced from 13 exons. Lineage: Eukaryota; Metazoa; Chordata; Aves; Apodiformes; Apodidae. The coding region runs from base 1 to 1680 and encodes 559 amino acids.